Messenger RNA from Meriones unguiculatus (Mongolian gerbil), 2049 nucleotides. It is a transcript of the gene Meis3, whose product is annotated as Meis homeobox 3. Lineage: Eukaryota; Metazoa; Chordata; Mammalia; Rodentia; Muridae. Gene Ontology annotation, biological process: eye development; embryonic pattern specification; animal organ morphogenesis. The record is from RefSeq and is a predicted model, not a curated record. Gene Ontology annotation, molecular function: DNA-binding transcription activator activity, RNA polymerase II-specific; RNA polymerase II cis-regulatory region sequence-specific DNA binding. The transcript has 12 exons. Bases 234 to 1526 code for a protein of 430 amino acids.
CGCUCGGGAGGAGGCCCGCUCCGGCGGACAGCGGGUUAAGCGUCUCCGCGUGAACUUCCGGAUGUGACACAGGCCGGGCCCGUGUGAGCGGAGGAGCCGCCGCCGCCCUCGGCCGCUAUCGGCGGGUCUCGGCCACUUGGAGACCCCGGCACCCGGCUGGGACCUCGGGGACCUCCCGCCGCGAUGAGCCCCCGGCCGUGACCGCCCGAGCCCAGGACGCGCCGUGCCGGCCCAUGGCCCGGAGGUACGAUGAGGUGUGCCACUAUCCCGGCAUUGCAGAGCAUGCUACAGCGCUGGCCAGCUUCUCUGAGGCAGCACCUUCAGCACCUCGAGCUCCUGGGCCCUACGGCCCACACCGGCCUCCCCAACCCCCAGCCCCGGGCUUGGACAGCGACAGCUUGAAGAGAGAGAAGGAUGACAUCUAUGGACACCCCCUCUUCCCGCUCUUGGCCCUGGUCUUUGAGAAGUGUGAGCUGGCCACAUGCUCGCCCCGAGAUGGGGCCUCGGCUGGGCUGGGCGCACCCCCAGGCGGUGACGUCUGCUCCUCCGAUUCCUUCAAUGAGGACAUUGCUGCCUUUGCUAAGCAGAUCCGCUCUGAGAGGCCUCUGUUCUCUUCCGACCCGGAGCUGGACAACCUGAUGGUCCAGGCCAUCCAGGUCCUCCGGUUCCACCUACUGGAGCUGGAGAAGGUGAGGGUGUCUCACUGGCACCUGCCCCACCCCUCCUCCCUCCACCCCCUCUCCCCCCUACUCCCCACUGGAGAGGAAACAGAAUGCCCCCUCACCCUGUUCACCCCAGCCCUGGCUCCCCCGGGUGGCCCCCCCAGUACCCUGCUGCCCUCCCAGGUCCACGACCUGUGCGACAACUUCUGUCACCGCUACAUCACCUGCCUCAAGGGGAAGAUGCCCAUAGACCUGGUGAUCGAGGAUCGGGACGGUGGUUGCAGGGAGGACCUUGAGGACUGCGCAGCCUCCUGUCCCAGCCUCCCAGACCAGAACAACACAUGGAUCAGAGACCAUGAGGACAGUGGGUCUGUACACUUGGGGACCCCAGGUCCAUCCAGUGGAGGCCUGGCCUCCCAGAGUGGGGACAACUCAAGUGAUCAAGGAGAUGUGCUGGACACAAGCGUGGCCUCCCCAAGUUCUGCAGGAGAGGAUGAGGAGCUAGACCUGGAGCGCCGGAGAAACAAGAAGAGGGGGAUCUUCCCCAAAGUGGCGACCAACAUCAUGAGGGCCUGGUUGUUCCAGCAUCUCUCGCACCCCUACCCCUCAGAAGAGCAAAAGAAACAGCUGGCGCAGGACACGGGGCUCACCAUCCUGCAGGUGAACAACUGGUUUAUUAAUGCCCGGAGAAGGAUCGUGCAGCCCAUGAUCGACCAGUCCAAUCGCACAGGGCAGGGUGCAUCUUUCAGCCCUGAGGGCCAGCCCAUGACAGGCUACACAGAGACUCAGUCACAAGUGACAGUCAGGACACCAGGGUCAAUGGGGAUGAACCUGAACUUGGAAGGAGAGUGGCAUUGCCUGUAGAAGCUGGGGUCAGAAGGAGGGCCCUGGCCUCCGACUGUGACCACCAGCCUUGUUAUCUAAUUGGUCCUCGCUGGUCCUUGGGCUUCAGGACUUCACCUCCAAAGCUCCCACCCCAUUCAACGCCUACCUCCCUGGGGACCCCAGAGGCUUGGGGACCCAAGAGCCCACUUGAGGGUCUCUCAAGGGCAAAGACAGAGCCUGCAGGUCCUGUACCCUUCUUCUGUCCUCCCUUUUGCCCAGGGCCUGAGCUGAGAACGGGGCCAAGGUCUGCAGAAGAUGGUGGCCGGGCUGAUCCAGGACAGAGAAGGGGGCGGGGCUGGGCCAAUCCAGGACAGAGAAGGGAGCGGGGUUGGCAAGAAUGCUCAAGGAAGGAGGGUCACCUGGACCCAAUGUUUAGGAGAGCAUCCUCCAUCCUCCUGCCCUCGGCCUCCCCCACCUCCCUUCUCUGACAGUCUUCUACUUUUCUUUUUUUAAUGAUAAAGUCUUAAAAAUACAAAUCAAAAUUCUCAUUUGUCUUCUAAGA